This is a messenger RNA of Patiria miniata (bat star), 4163 nucleotides long. Its product is annotated as WD repeat and FYVE domain-containing protein 2-like. Gene Ontology annotation, molecular function: protein binding; metal ion binding. The record is from RefSeq and is a predicted model, not a curated record. The coding region runs from base 52 to 1284 and encodes 410 amino acids. The transcript has 11 exons. NCBI's taxonomy places the organism in Eukaryota, Metazoa, Echinodermata, Asteroidea, Valvatida, Asterinidae.
UGUGCAUGGGAUAUGUGAGUGGAAUUUUCAUGCGUAAAGUCACACAACAACAUGGCGGCAGAAAUCAGAACUAGGCCGCAGACGAGGCGGCCGAUUUUACUCAGUAAAUUGGAAGGAUGUAACGGAACAGUCACAAAAGCCGUCAUAAUACCCAAGGAGGAUGGAGUGAUCAGCGUGAGCGAAGACAGAACGGUACGAGUAUGGUUGAAGAGGGAUUCCGGUCUUUACUGGCCAAGCAUCUGCCACUCAAUGCAAGCCUCUUGUUCCACCUUGGAGUUCAACCCACAGACGAGGAGAAUGUUUGUUGGUCUGGACAACGGCAACAUUUCUGAGUUCAGCCUGUCGGAGGAUUUUAACAGCCUGAAGACGAGGAGAGAGUAUCUGGCUCACCAGAGUCGCGUGACCGACGUCUCAUUCUCAGUCCUGACUGAGCUCGUGCUAAGCCUGGGCAGGGACAAGUACUUCCAGUGGCAUUGUAGCGAGUCUGGUCGGCGUCUGGGUGGUUACAAGUUGGAUGCCUGGGGCACGGCCUUGCAAUUUGAUGAAGAGACCAAGCACGCUUUCAUCGCCGACUACUCCGGUCAGAUCACUGUCCUGAAGGUGAUGGACAGCGGUCACCAGGUCAUCACAACACUCAAAGGACAUUCCGUACCAUUCCUGUUUUUCCGUUUGGAUAAAGGGAGCACCCGAUGUCUGGCGUGGGACGCGGAGAACAAGCUUCUCUUCUCCGGCAGCUUCGAUCAGUCCAUCAUCGUCUGGGAUAUCGGAGGACAGAAAGGCACCGCCUUUGAGCUGCAGGGACACACAGGGAAAGUUGAAUCUGUCUGUUACUCGGCGAGGAGUAAGCAACUUUUCUCGGCCGGGGACGACAACAACAUCGUUGUGUGGAACAUGGCUGCAAAAAGACAAGAGACUCCAGAGUGGGAGGAAAGUGACUGUUGUCAGAAAUGCAGCAGCCCCUUCUUCUGGAACUUCAAGGAGAUGUGGACGAAUAAGACAUUGGGCGUCAGACAGCAUCACUGCAGGAAGUGUGGCCACGCAUUGUGCGACAAGUGUACGCCAGAGCGUUCCACGUUACCUGCGUUCGGCUUCGAGUUUGAGGUUCGCAUCUGCAAGGAAUGUGCGGACACCCUAACAGAUGCAGAUCGGGCUCCGAUGGCCUCCUUCUAUGACAGCAAACAUGCCGUCGUUUCCAUGCACCUUGAUGAUGUCAAAGGUCAACUGGUCACAUGUGGCACAGAUAAGGUCAUCAAGCUGUGGGACGUGUCCACUGUGAUCCAAUGAAAGCUGGAGGAGAUAUGUGUGGGGCGCCCUCUAUUUUCAAAUCAGCGACCAGUUACAGGAGAGAUUUCAAGUUAAUCAGAGAUGCUAAAUAUAUAUAUUGAGAUUAUUGAUUAAUUUAUCAAUACGCUUUAUAUCAAUACUUGAUCAGAAAAGAAUUGAUCACUUAUCGAUUGCCCAUGUGUUGUGAUAAACAUAAAUUGAUCAUGUUCCUGUGAAUGUUGCUUUGACGCAUUCAUCGAUUAAUAUUGAUUUAUUGAUGCAUGAACAAAUUAAUUGAUAAAGGUAUAUUGAUUAGACUGGCAGUAAAAGUAUCUUUAAAAGGUUAAAAUAAAGUCAGUGUUGAUAUUAUUUGCUAUGGUUUUUUGGGCAUGGUUUGCUUUUUGAUGCUUCCACUUUGAUUCGAUUCUUCGUUCUACGACACUGAUGUUAACGUAGCAUAUGUUAACAUCAAACCUGCCAAACAGUGAUAUUCAAUAAAUAUGAAAACGAUCAGCUUUAAAACAAUACUCAACAACUUGUAUAUCUUUAACAGUGUACUUAUCGAAUAAUAGAGUUGCAGCAAAAACAUUUCUGCAAUGAGAAUUUGAUUAUUUUUGUUUUUGCAACCGGACUAUUUAUUAGUUUAUAAACUUUGUGUACUAAUUCGAAAUGUACUCAUUAAUUUUGAUUCAGAUGCACACCAAAUUAACCAUGGCCCCAGGUGCAGUUCUCAUUUUCUUUAAGGUUGACGCAUGAUUCUAAGAAAUCUUGUAAAGACUUGGUUUAAACUUUAGAAUUUGUUUUGAGUUUUUAUGAAUCUUUCGGAUCUUUAGAAAUUCUUCAAUAUGUUUUCAACUCAAAAGGAAAAUGUACAACUAACCAAUUUUUUGUUUGUUUGUUAUAGGGUGUUGUUGGUAAUUUUUUUUUUUUUUUUUUUAGGGGGGGAAUGCUGAUCAAAGUGCUGCCCCAGCCCCUCCCCUCUAAAACUGCACCGAAGUGGCCAGUGUAAAUAUAACAUGAAAUAGGGUCAAUCCAGUGAAAACUUUGACCCCUACAAAAAUUAAGUGUUCAUAUGAUGUAAAGAAACAAAAUUAUUCCUCUGAUAGUUUUUGUACAUAAACAACAUUAGAGUCUGCAAUAAAUCUAACGCAAAAUUCAUGAUGUCUGUUCAACGGAUACUGAAUGUUCACUAAAAAAUACAUUUGCUGUUAACUAUUUUGAUCAACAACAAAAAAAUGAGGACUACACAAUGAAUUUUAAUUGCUAUAAUUUGUUUAUUUUGGCACAAUUUAGUUAUUUAUGAUUUCUGUCGGUUGAAGAGUGAGUCGCGAGACAGAAAUUCUGAUAUUUAGAAUCUGUGUAUUACGCAGUGGAUGUAUUUUUUUUUAUAUAUGUGCCUAUAUGAGUAGACAAAUCAUAAGUUGCCGUUCAUAUAGCGAUGAAGCCCUAUUUUACUAAGUUGAUAAAUUUUAACCAAUUGACCAAUCUGGACGCAGAGUCACUGUAUGCUCAUGAUGGCCCCCAGUCAUGGCGGAUGCAUUAUACCAGCUAUCGUACAUGUACAAGGCAACUGGUUUCAGUAAAUGAAAAUCAGGCAAUCAAAAUUCAAGUUAAUUAAAUUCAGAAAUUACAAAAAAAAAAUUACAAGAACACUUGGAAACUCCAAAAGGUCUUAAAAAGUCCUUAAAAUAUUCCUGUGAGUCUUUGAACCGAAAAGCACAUUUUCCCAAUAAGUUGAAUAUUAACUCAAAUGUCACCUAAUCUUGCAUCAAAUCGAGGCACUCUAUUGCCUUGUUAUUGGACUUAUCUAAAAAUCACAAUAAUUGUUCCAAAAAGGUUUGGAAAAAUUUGAUAAAAACCCUGGAAAUCAAGGAUCAUUUUGACUUGCAAUUUACCCUGUUCUUUGUUAAAUAGUAUAAUUGUCCAAAUUCUCGUUGAAACAGGCUAUGAGGACCACUCAAAAAAAGAAUAUAAAUUAUGUUAACAACUUAAUAAACUUAAAGUGAAUGUAAAUUAACAAUCGCAAUAUGUAUCCGUUUAUUUAAUUUUGUUAAUGCAUUAGAAUAAUCGCAGGCUUGUACAUAAAAAAAGAAGAAACUAAUCAGAAAUAUGUAUUUUAUAUAAAAAAAGAUUAUUGGAAUGCUAGUGCUUCAAUAAUAUAAUUGGAAAAAAAAGUGAAUUAGGGAGUUUCAUAAUAUUAUUGUCAAAAAAUUUAACAGGGCUCCAAUUUUGGUUUAACAAUAGGUGAGCGCUAUGUCAUGUACAUGUGAUGUGAAUUUAAUUUGCUCCAUUAUUUGGUUCCUAGCUAUCUUAGUACACAGAAUUUCAAAGCAGUAGAUUUUGGCUUAGCUGUGUGAAAUUGGUCCUAGCACGUAACAAAAAAAUAAUUCCCAGAUUGAAUUUUAAAUUUAAACCAUAUAAUUUUACUCGUUGAUGUCCUUCACCCAAACAUAGUAUCCAGGUCAUCUAAAAUGAAAUCUGCAGGCAUGUAAUUCUAUGGUCGAAGCUGAAAGCAUAAUUUCAAGUGGUAUUUUGAUCUUUGAGUGCAAAGCUUGGCUGUGACUAUAAAAAUCAAAUUUUACAGAUUCAUGCGAAAAUUUGCUAUACGUAUAGGCAGGUUUUGUGAAUAUGCCAUUUUAUGUUUAGGAUUUGAUUUUCUGCACAAAAGGGGAAAGGAUUGCUUAGAAUUAUAAAUAUUGAGUAGACUAUAAUGAACCCCCCCCCUCCCCAGAAGAUACCAAGUUGUGUUUUUAAACGUAAACAAAUCAGAAUCUGUUUAUAUUACAUUCUCUGAACCCUCCCCCCCCCCUUACACUUCACAAUUAUCUAUAUAUAUUGUAAAAGUAAAGGAUAAAUAAUGGACAGAAAAGCCAAUAAAAGUUCCAUCUAUUCCAUCUUGA